AUGCAUAUUUCCUAUUUUGAUGCUUUAACAAUCUUGGAAACUUACGAGACCCAGAACCUUUCUAAGAAUUUCAAUAAACCCCAGGAACCUUUCCAGGGCUCCAGCACCUUUCUGGGAGCAAGAUGUACGUGCAGUUUUAAAUACAGUUUGUUUCGAUCUGAGCGCCGCAGGCACGCGAGCCCUCAGGCCUCAGUGACUUACCCGGAGCCCUCGUAUUUCAGGAUAAGGUGUGCCUGCAGCCCUGGAGGUGAGAAAGAAAUCUGCUGGCUUUCCUGGACCACAGGUGCUGCCGCAUCACCAGUAUUUUACCAUCUAUUCCAAAUCCCUCGUAACCACUUUCCUUUUACGAGGCCCUGCCAACGUGGCUGCGUUUGCUCUAAAACUGUGAAGAAGGUGGCCUGGUCAUCACUGAGAGAGAGGUACUGCACACUCCCGGGCAAUAACUGCCGCGCCAACAAGCACACGUGUGAGGAGAUCGCCAUUAUUUCCCCCGGCGAGAAGCUUCUCAGCAAGAGCGCAGGCUGUGUCACACACCUGAUGAGGCCGUUGCAGAGAGGCCCCGUGAGAGGUAUCUCAGUCAAGCUGCAGGAGGAGGAGCGGGAAAGGAGAGAUAAUUAUGGUCCUGAGGUCUCGGCCCUGGAUCAGGAGAUCACUGAAGUAGAUCCUGACACUAAGGAAAUGUUGAAACCCUCGGGCUUUGCCAUUCUGUCCAAACUGCAGGUCACUCAGCCUCCAGUUGGGAUGCCUUUCAAAACCCUCCAUGGAGUCGUUUGAAUCUUUCAGCUGCGCGGUAAUAUCUUCAGUAAACCUUGGACAAUAACAACAAUAACAAGAGAAAUUGGA
Messenger RNA from Panthera uncia (snow leopard), 843 nucleotides. Its product is annotated as 40S ribosomal protein S17-like. Lineage: Eukaryota; Metazoa; Chordata; Mammalia; Carnivora; Felidae. Gene Ontology annotation, biological process: translation. Gene Ontology annotation, cellular component: ribosome. Gene Ontology annotation, molecular function: structural constituent of ribosome. The record is from RefSeq and is a predicted model, not a curated record.